Molecule: messenger RNA, 402 nt
Organism: Aspergillus melleus
Lineage: Eukaryota; Fungi; Ascomycota; Eurotiomycetes; Eurotiales; Aspergillaceae
Product: RidA family protein
Exons: 1
Coding region: 1-402 (133 amino acids)
Source: RefSeq, a predicted model, not a curated record
AUGUCCAAUCUCCACUAUUACAACUACCCCGGUGUCGGCACCACGAACAACCGCGAAUACUCCUACUCCCAAUCUGUACGGGUCGGUGAUAUCGUCAAGUGCUCCGGCCAAGGUGGAUGGGAUGAUGAGGGCAAUAUUGACGCAAAUGACCUACCUGGCCAAAUCGAGAGAGCAUUCCACAAUGUCGAGAAAAACCUUCGGGAUGCGGGACUGCAGGGGUGGGAGAAUGUGUACUCCGUGCGCAGCUACCACAUCUCGCUCGCGGAUUCAUUCGAUUUAAUGGUGGAGAAGUUUAGGAAGUUUAUGCCCCGCCAUCAGCCAAUCUGGACGUGUGUGGGAGUGCGAGAACUGGGUAUUCCUGGGAUGAUCGUGGAGAUUGAGGUCGAAGCUAAGGUGAACUAG